Messenger RNA from Linum tenue, 1558 nucleotides. NCBI's taxonomy places the organism in Eukaryota, Viridiplantae, Streptophyta, Magnoliopsida, Malpighiales, Linaceae. The record is from the annotation of a GenBank genome assembly.
UUUAUAUCCCGUAAAUAAAACCCUUUCCUCUCCAAAACCCCAAACCCCACUCUCGCCUCUAUAGUCUGUACUCUUUUUCUUCAGUAGACUAGUUCGUUACCCGUCCCUCCGCCGCGCCGCUCUCCUCUCGGUGCCUCUGUCUGCGUCUCCUUUGCGAAUUCAAAUCCGAGCUAGCAUUAGCAAUGGCAGGCUUUCCACCUCCCGGUGCCACAAUCCUCGGCGAUGCUGCCGCUGGGAAGAAGAUCGAUGAAGUCGGGAAGAAGAAAGUCGAUUACUUCAACCUCCCUUGCCCCAUUCCCUUCGAAGAACUUCAACGCGAAGCUAUCAUGUCUUUAAAGCCUGAGCUUUUUGAAGGGAUGCGUUUUGAUUUCACCAAAGGGCUUAACCCCAAAUUUUCGCUGAGUCACAGCGUUUUCAUGGGUCCCAUGGAACUUCCUUCUCAAGGGGCUGAAACCCUUAAAAUUCCCACUGCUCAUUAUGAAUUUGGUGCUAAUUUUAUCGACCCAAAGUUGAUGCUCAUUGGAAGGGUCUUGACCGACGGGAGACUAACAGCAAGGGUGAAAUGCGACUUAACUGAUGAUCUUAGUUUAAAAGCUAAUGCUCAGAAUCCUAAUGCUGCCUCUUUUCUCUUGUGCUGGUGCUCUCUUCUCUUGCAGGGCAAAGAUUACAGAACUCAACUUCAAUUAGGAGAUGGUUCUUUGUUUGGAGCUAGUUACAUUCAGAGUAUUACCCCACAUUUAUCCAUGGGUGGUGAAGUAUUUUGGGCCGGUCAGCAUCUAAAGUCUGGUGUUGGGUAUGCUGCUCGGUAUGAGAACGAUAAAAUGGUUGCGACAGGGCAAGUUGCUAGCACCGGUAUGGUUGCCAUGAGCUACGUCCAGAAGGUCUCAGAGAAGGUUUCAUUGGCAACAGAUUUCAUGUACAAUUACCUUUCGCGAGAUGUGACUGCCAGUGUUGGAUACGAUUACAUCCUCAGACAAGCUCGUCUGAGAGGGAAGCUAGACUCCAAUGGGUGUGCUUCUGCAUUCUUGGAGGAGCGGUUGAACAUGGGUCUCAACUUUGUCCUAUCGGCCGAGAUUGAUCAUAAGAAGAGUGACUACAAAUUUGGAUUCGGGCUGACAGUAGGGUAAGUAGCCCGGUUCUGUUGUAUGAGUUGAGGGGGAAGACGAGUUCAAGGAAGGAGAUGGAGUCACCGGCGGCCACCGGGCUUGUGUUCUGUUCCCCCCUGUCCCUUCUACGGUGGGGGAAAAUGGAUGAAAGGAGGGGAGCUGGAAUGUUAAAUUCUGUUUCUGUAUUGUUUUUUUUUUUCCCUCAAUUUUUUUUUGAAAAACGGAGAGGUUAGGAAGCUAUAAACAAGCUCCGUAGCGUUAAGUAGUGAUUAAGAGUAGGAUUUGCGUGAGUUAAAUAUUUAACUUGCGACCGACCUCCCCACAUUACUCUUUCUUUGAGCAAUAAUUGAGUAUUAGCUCAUUGUCAUUGUUGCUGAUAAAAUCAACCUGGGGAAUGUUAGUGCUGUAAUUUUUGGUUUAUCGAUACCGUAAAGAAGCUGUUCCUCUCUUUC